AUGAUCGAUAACCAAUUUGCCAUCAGGUUUGAAACUUGUUUGUUGGGAAAAGUUAAAGAAUCAACUUCGUUGGUUGCGUCGUCUUCAUCGGCAUUAUCAUCACCAAAAACCAUUUUGAAACCUAUUCCAAAAUUAGUUGACCAAUCUGCUGCUACUACAAAUACUACAAUCAUCAUCAAUCCUGAUAAUGGAAAAGACGCCACAAAUAAUUUUACUGGUAGAUCAAUAGAACGUCUAUCUUUAUCACCGAAACCGCACAUUCUUGCCUUAUUGGUUGCUGGCUGA
Entrophospora sp. SA101 is the source of this 285-nucleotide messenger RNA. Lineage: Eukaryota; Fungi; Glomeromycota; Glomeromycetes; Entrophosporales; Entrophosporaceae. The record is from the annotation of a GenBank genome assembly.